Messenger RNA from Aspergillus aculeatus ATCC 16872, 1173 nucleotides. RefSeq lists its product as uncharacterized. The coding region runs from base 1 to 1173 and encodes 390 amino acids. The record is from RefSeq and is a predicted model, not a curated record. NCBI's taxonomy places the organism in Eukaryota, Fungi, Ascomycota, Eurotiomycetes, Eurotiales, Aspergillaceae. The transcript has a single exon.
AUGUGGUUGUAUCGGGGCGCUCAGUCGGCCGUUUUCUACUAUGCCACCUGCACACCCUGUGCCGAGUCGUCCUACCGUCGGAAUCGAAUGAAAGAAGCCGCCCGGUCGAAGCGCGAACAAGAGAAAGUCGAUACCAUCGUCACCGACCAACCGAAACCCUUCAGACAACCCACCCCGUUCAGUACGAACCCAGCAUGGGCCGAGGAGAUCGCUCUAGGCCCCGGUCCGCCUGCGCGUAGAGGUGGUCGAACCCAUCGUCGAAAGGAAUCAUGGAAUACAGAUGCGGUAUCGGCGGAGUCACUCCAUGAUUCGGGUAAUACAACAUCCAGAAAAGACAAACUUAAGAACCCAUUGGGCGAACGUUGGAGUCGCAUGCGGUAUCAGCGGGAAGACGAGCCGUUAUGGGGUCAAGAUGUGGAAGUGAAGGGCUCAUCCGUGGGUUUGUCUGGUGGAGGGCGCCCGGAUGAGGCCUCUAACAGCAAAUAUUAUAUCGCUCGAGUACCCCCGGUCAAUGAUCUGCAUCCCCCGAUCGUUAGUGGGCCCAAGAGCCGGGCGGAGACGCGGUGGAUGUUGCAGCCCCCACCCAGUGCCAGGGUUAUGGCCGGCAAGGAGCGCAUCGGUGACUCCGCGUCCAAGAACAACAACAAGUCGCCCGAUGUGAAAACAGAUCAAAAGCAACCGGUUGCGACAGCAUCAGCGCAGCCCCCGAUCAAAAAACAACCGAUCGAGAGAAGUGCCUCCCGAGCUAGAACGUCAGUGAUGGCACCCGAUGGAUGGUACGAUCCGAGAGCCGACGGGUUGGAGGAAGAUGGCGACGACGAGUUACCUCAGCACGGACGUGACGAGUCUCGCUGGGUUAUCACGCCUUCGCUACACUCUCGCUUCGAAUCGUGCUCAUCGCUCUCGUCCGAUGCGGACUCCGAGGCGGAGUCCCCGCGGGUGUCUCUGCAAUCGCCGCAAACGCCGACCUCGCGGCCCGGUUCCAAGGCGACUCAAGAUAGCGGUAAACACUUCCCAACGAUCGCCAAGACCAUGUCCACUCUGCACCCGCAGCACCACGAGGGCAACAACAAAGUUGAGAUGCUGCAUCUGGAAAUCAACGACUCGCCUGAAGAUAUCGCCUUAGGCCAGCUCGAGCGCCUGCGGCCUUGGCGUUGGAGUAUGGAUAUCUGA